Molecule: messenger RNA, 3150 nt
Organism: Lodderomyces orthopsilosis Co 90-125
Lineage: Eukaryota; Fungi; Ascomycota; Pichiomycetes; Serinales; Debaryomycetaceae
Gene: NMD5
Product: Nmd5p
Exons: 1
Coding region: 1-3150 (1049 amino acids)
Biological process (GO): protein import into nucleus
Cellular component (GO): cytosol; nuclear envelope
Molecular function (GO): small GTPase binding
Source: RefSeq, a predicted model, not a curated record
AUGAUCAAUUCAAGCCUAAUCCUCGAGUGUUUUGCUGGUACUUUACUAACUGAUGUCCAAGCUAGAAAUAACGCAGAGGCAAAGCUUCGAGAGUUGUCUAUACAGCCCGGUUUUCUCGGCUGUUGUUUAGAUAUUCUAGCUCAACCCGAAACACCGGCUCACGUAAAGAAAGCAGCAGCUGUGUAUUUCAAAAACCGAGUGAUUAAAUUUUGGAACAUUAGAGACGAGUCAAGCACACUUCGCAUAGAUAACGACGAGAGACCUGUUAUAAAGGAUCGAUUAUUGCCGGUGAUUCUUGUUUGUGAUUAUCACAUUAAACAACAGUUGAUCCCUGUUUUGCGAUUAUUGAUUUCAUUAGAGUUUGACAGCUGGGACCUGUUAUUGCAACAAACUGGGGAAUUAUUAUCGCAACUGCUGAACUCGGAAGAUCAUUUAUAUACGGCAAUGUUGUGCUUCAAGGAGAUUGCUAGGAAGUUCAAAUGGACUGAUAACCAGGUGAAACAGGCAAAAUUGUACUCCAUUAUUGAACAGGUAUUUCCAUACUUGUUGACAAUUGGAAGUUCAAUCGUGAAGAGUGUCUCUGAUGGGCAAGAAAUAACUGAACUCAAGGCAGAAAUUUUGAAAAUGAUACUCAAGUCGUACAAGUAUGUCACGUACUAUGAUUUCCCCGAGCCAUUACGCACAAGGGACCAGGUGUUUGCUUGGGGUGAAUUCCAUGCAUCAGUGAUCAAUAUGAACCCUCCAACUUAUGUAACUAAUUCUGAUUUAACUGAACAGGAAAAAUCAUUUUUACAAAUCUCCAAGUGUUACAAGUGGGCUGUUGCCAACAUUUUGCGGUUAUUCAUACGAUAUGCCUCAUCAAACACAUUGAGUAGAAAGGUAUCUUAUCAAGAUUUCCAUGAUUUGUUUCUUACUGAGUUUAUUCCCCAUUUCAUUCAGCAAUUUUUAACUAUUACAGAGGAAUAUUGCCAUGGGAAUAGAUGGUUAGGUAUGACUGCCUUGUAUCAACUUCUCGAGUUUUUGAGUCAUUGUGUCGUUGAACAAUCUACUUGGAAAUUGAUUAAACCAUAUUUUGAAACAUUGAUUACUCAUUUAGUAUACCCAGUCAUUGUACCAACUGACCAAAUUUUAGAGAUCUACGAGGAAGACCCUCAAGAAUAUAUCAAUUUAUGUUUUGAUAUCACCGGAGAUUACAACAAUGCUGAAUCUGCGGCGCUAGGGUUUAUCGCCACAGCUUUACACAAACGUAGAAAAUUCUGUUUGCAACCAAUCAUUAAUCUAAUACAAAAUGAAUUGGCCCAAUUGCAGCAAUUUCCAGAGGAAACUUUGGAUGCAGCUAAAAAGAAAGAAGGUUUAUUGAGAAUUUUGGGAAACGUUUCGGGUUAUUUACCCAAGGAUGCAUCUAUCGAACCAAUGUUGUCGUCAUUGGUUAUUCCCAAUUUGAAUUCAAAACAUGAUUUCCUCAAAGCAAGGGCCAUUGAAGUUUGUUCACAAUUUUCGGAUGUGAAUUUCACUAGUCAUCAAACUUUGUCGACAUUGAUUCAUGGCAUUUUGCAAAACUUUAAUGACCAAAAUGUGUCUUUGCCAGUUCAAUUUAACAGUGCAUUGGCCAUACAAGCAUUUAUACCUGUUGAGGAGUUCAAGCAAGUGUUGGCAACUAUUGUUUUACCUACCAUGUCUAAGCUUUUGGAAAUGUCAAACGAAAUUGACAAUGACGCCAUUUCAGUAGUGAUGCAAGAAUGUGUGGAAAAUUUUUCUGAACAAUUGCAACCCUUUGGUGUUGACUUAAUGAGCAAGUUGGUGUCCCAGUUUAUGCGUCUUGCAGUGGAGGUUAAUGAUGCAUCCCAAGUUGAUGUUGAUGAUUUUGACAACAACUAUGAAGAUCAAGGGGAUAAGUCAAUGGCGGCAGUUGGGUUCAUCAAUACCAUGAUUACUGUCCUUCUAUCAUUUGAAAAUUCUCAAGAGAUUUGUAUUAAAUUGGAGGAGAUAUUUUCUCCUGUUAUUGCAUUUGUAUUCACUAAUCAAAUGGAUGAGUUCUAUGCUGAAGUUGGUGAGUUAAUGGAUAAUUCGAUCUUUUUAUUGAGAUCAAUUACUCCCUGCAUGUGGUCAAACUUUGAUUUAUUAUACAAGAGCUUUCAAAAUGGGUCAGCCUUGAUGUAUGUUGAAGAAUUAAUGCCAUGUUUGCAAAACUUUUUGAUCUUUGGUAAGCAAGAGUUGAAGAACAAUGAUGCAUUGGCUAGGUCAAUGUUUACUAUAUUGCAAAUGAUCAUAUCAGAUGAAGAUGAGUUAAGUGUGGCUGAUUUGAAUCUCGCUUUUGAAUUUGCACAAACAUUUGUAUUGACCUUGGAGGAGAAAGCAGCUCCAUUCGUCUCUAAGCUAAUUUCUUUUGAUCUUGAAAAUUUUGACAAAUUAAAAAACAGGAAAUUAACUAGUGCUUUUGCCGUUAAUUCAUUUAAUGUUAUUGUUGCAUCGUUAAUUUACAACUGUCAGGGGGUAAUCAUGUUGCUUCAACAAUCCAACCACUUGGUGGAUUUCUUCAACAAAUGGUUUGAAAUGAUUCCACAAUUAUCAAGAGUGUACGACUUAAAGUUAUCAUUGUUGGGUUUGAUAAGUUUAUCUAAGGUUGAUACGUUACCCCAAGAGAUUGUGCAAGAGAUUUCUCACAAGUAUGUAAAAGUACUAAAACUCUUAUCAACAGCUAUUCCUGAAUUAGAGAAAAAGAGAAAAGACAUCGAUGGUUUGAAUGGUGAAAACCAAGCUUUCCAUUCAUCAGCUAGUUUCGGCAAUGAUGGUGACGAUGAAUGGGAAGAGGAUUUUGAUGAUAUCGAGGCUAAUGAAGCAGGACAUGAGGAUCAUGUUGGUGGUGGCGAUGGAGAAGACGAUGCAGAUGAGGAUGCUAUUCGUCAAUAUACAGAAUUUCUUGAAGCAGAAAAUGCAGAUUUGGCGCAUCUGGGAUUUUACAAUGCCAAUGACGAGGAAAUCUUUGAGGAUCCAUUAGCAACUACGCCCUUGGAUGAAGUCAAUAUAUUCGAGGCUUUCAAAUUGUAUUUACAUGAUCUUCAACAGAAUAAUGUGAACCACUUCCAAAGGUUAUUUGGUAAUUUGAGUGAAGACGACCAAAAGUUGAUAGUUGAUUUGAUUAACAUGUAA